This is a messenger RNA of Purpureocillium lilacinum, 375 nucleotides long. RefSeq lists its product as uncharacterized. The record is from RefSeq and is a predicted model, not a curated record. NCBI's taxonomy places the organism in Eukaryota, Fungi, Ascomycota, Sordariomycetes, Hypocreales, Ophiocordycipitaceae.
AUGAGAUUCUUUUCGUUCGUUACGGCCGUCGUGGCAUCGGCGAUCGCAGUCGGCGCCUCGCCCGUCGAGAAGCGUGCCGUCGGGGGUGUCCUCCUCUGCACAGGCCCCAACUCCACGGGCAUCUGCAGCUACAAGGUGUACGAGCUCAAAAAGUGCCAUCAGCUCAAGGCGCCGUUCCGCGUCAACACCACGACCUUUGCGCCCGACGGCGAGGACUUUGUCUGCUUCCCGCGCGCCUACGACUGUGGCGGCCUCUGCACGAGCCCGACGGGGUGCACGUUUGGCGGCGUCGACUUCAACUACGAGCACAAGUACAACCUCAGCGCCAUCGGCUGGGGCAACUCGGUUGCGAGCUUCGAUUGCCAGCUGAAGUGA